Drosophila ananassae is the source of this 2732-nucleotide messenger RNA. RefSeq names its product probable protein phosphatase CG10417. The transcript has 4 exons. Gene Ontology annotation, molecular function: protein serine/threonine phosphatase activity; cation binding. Gene Ontology annotation, biological process: protein dephosphorylation. NCBI's taxonomy places the organism in Eukaryota, Metazoa, Arthropoda, Insecta, Diptera, Drosophilidae. Bases 590 to 2617 code for a protein of 675 amino acids. The record is from RefSeq and is a predicted model, not a curated record.
AGAUCAAUGCGAAAUUAAAUUUUUCGGUUACUAAACAUAUAAAAAUUGAAUACUUUUUGCUAAUGCAGUUUUUGUUAUGAAUGGUAAAAAUAAAAGUUUACCGGAAAUGUAGGGGCCAAAAGUUCUUAAAACAAUUUAAUUUUUGUUAUCGGUGAAAUAUAUGUACGUACAUACGUGCAUAUGUACAUAUAUGUUCUAAAGUCAUAUUUCGUUAAUCGAAUAAAUAGCUUUGUGUUUGUCAAAACAAAAUAAAAUGGGAUCUCUGACAUAAGUCUUAUAGUGAACAUAUUUUGCAUACAUGAAAAGUCGUAACAAAACUUUAGCCGUUUGUUAUGCCGCGAUUUUUUCGUUAAAAAGCAAAUUAUCCUAUAUUUCAAAAGGGUGGGACUAAAAAUUUCGUUAAUACAUACAUACAUACAAAUAGAAAACCUGUUUUUACAGACUGUGCAAAACAAUUUACGCGGGCAACACGCGUGCGUGAGAUUGGUUAAGCAUCGAUUUUUUGUAUAUUUAAGGCUUACAUUAUGGUAGAAUCUUACUUUUGACUUCAGAACAUUUUUGUGGGUUUCUUAAAAAAAUAGUAAGCAGAAUGGGUGCUUACUUAUCGCAGCCAAAAACAGAUAAGGCAUCAACAGAUGAAUUUAAUGAAUUUCUUACUGUUGGAACAAGUUCAAUGCAAGGAUGGCGAAACAGUCAAGAGGACGCCCACAACUCAAUUUUAAAUUAUGACAAAAAUACAUCUUUUUUUGCUGUAUAUGACGGUCACGGCGGCGCCGAGGUUGCACAGUACUGCGCUGAUAAGUUUCCAGAGUUCUUAAAAGGUCAUAAUUCGUAUCAACUUGGUCAAUUAGAAGAAGCUCUUAAAGAAGCUUUUUUAGGAUUUGACAAAACAUUGCUUGAUCCACCAGUGGUCUCUUUACUAAAAAUAUUGGCUGGCGAGCAUAAUCUCGUCGAUGCGGAUGCCGAAGAGGAAGAAGAUGACGAUGUGGAAGACUUAAUUGAACUACGAGAGGAAAGCCAUUUGCCUUUAAACGAAGUUUUAGAGAAAUAUAAAGGGCUUCCACAAACCCAUGAUUUGGUAAAGAUGCAAUCAGAUUCCAAUGAAGGAUUCAAACAUCAAUCCCCAUAUUUACGGGGACGCAGAGCUGCAGCAGUGGCUGCAGAAGCAGCAAAUAAAGCUGUAAUGGACCCCUUAUCCAGACCAGAAGGUUCCUCUACUUCAGCUGCAGCAGCCGCUGCACUUGCCGGUAUUGACAAUUCCAGUUCAAACCAAUCUGUAAGGAUUUUAGAAAAGGGUGCGGAUAUCAGUAAAACUAAUGCUAAUAUAACUGAAGAUUGUGUUAUUGCAAAACCUCACAAAAGUAAUCAGAAUGGGUGUGUAACUACCUCAGAGGUUAAGUGUGAGGGUGACUCUAACAACAAAAAUGUAACAAAUAUCGAAGGAUCUCUUGAAUCCGGUUGCAACAAAAUUGAAAAAUUAAAACCAAAUGGCACCGAAAUAACCAAUAUUAUGUAUUCUUCGUCUAAUAAAGAAUCGGAAAAACUAAUGAAUGAGAUGACCACGUUUCCCUCAGAGGAGGAGUCCACAGAUGAUGAUGAUGACUACGCAGAAAAUGAUAAAAACGCGGAUAUCUUAACUGAAGAAAGUUCUGAUGACGAUAUUGAAUCGACCAACAAUGAUGAGGAGAACGAGGACGAUGAUGAUGCAAGCGAUGACGAGAUGGAUGAAGAUCAAAUGGCCAAUGAUAACUUUUGUGCCAAUAUGAUAGAAGAGCCAGGAAAAGAUAGUGGAUGUACGGCUGUGGUUUGUCUAUUGCAUGGUCGCGAACUUUUUGUGGCAAAUGCAGGAGACUCCCGUUGCGUUGUGUCUCGUAGUGGACGAGCUAUUGAAAUGAGCAUUGAUCAUAAACCAGAAGAUGAAGCAGAGGCUACGCGUAUCGUCAACGCUGGUGGUCGUGUCACCCUUGAUGGACGUGUUAACGGUGGUUUAAAUUUAUCAAGAGCCCUUGGUGAUCAUGCCUAUAAAACAAAUUUGGAAUUGCCUGCUGAGGCCCAAAUGAUAUCUGCAUUACCAGAUGUUAAAAAAUUACUUAUUACGCCAGAAGACGAAUUUAUGAUAUUGGCUUGUGAUGGUAUAUGGAAUUAUAUGUCCAGUGAGGAGGUUGUCGAAUUUGUUCGUUUAAAAUUAAAAGACGAAAAUCGGAAAUUAUCCCAAAUUUGUGAAGAACUUUUCGAUAAUUGUUUAGCGCCAAACACGAUGGGCGAUGGAACUGGUUGUGACAACAUGACUGCCGUAAUUGUGAAAUUCGGGAAAAAGCUCCACGAAUUGGAGACAUCAAUCAAUCAGACAGACGUUGGAAACGAUUUAGUAAACAUGUGCAAAGGAAAUACAAACACCAUAAAUAAACAAAGCUUUCUUAAACGGUGUGCGUCACCAGAUGCAGUUGCAGGAGUCAGUGCUUUAAAUAAUUCCAAUAAACGAUUAAAGACUGAAGACCGUGUUUUGGAACCAGUUGACACUGCCUCUGAAUUUGUAAGUGGCAAUUCAGACAGCCAAACUGAAAGCACCGCCGUGAUUAAUGCAAAUGAAAUAACUAUAGCUGUGUCGCCAUCUUAAUGUAUUUACAUGUCAAUUGAUUAUAAUUUGCACUUGGCGAAUAAAUUUCACUAUUUAUUGAAAGCAUGCAGGCGUACAUAAAUAAAUAUCUUUGUAUACUUAUACCAGAAAAAAA